Molecule: messenger RNA, 1822 nt
Organism: Nycticebus coucang (slow loris)
Lineage: Eukaryota; Metazoa; Chordata; Mammalia; Primates; Lorisidae
Gene: MRGPRE
Product: MAS related GPR family member E
Exons: 2
Coding region: 652-1704 (350 amino acids)
Biological process (GO): G protein-coupled receptor signaling pathway
Cellular component (GO): membrane
Molecular function (GO): G protein-coupled receptor activity
Source: RefSeq, a predicted model, not a curated record
GGACCUACCAGUUUUAUAGAAGACAUUUUUGCCAUGGACCAGGGCGUGGGGGUGUGAAGUGAUUGGGGGAUGAUUCAGGCACAUUUCAGCUCCACCUCAGAUCGUCAGGCGUUAGAUUCGCACAUGGAGUGCACAGCCUAGACCCACCAUAAGCACCUUACAGCAGGGUCCCGCUCCUGGGACAGUCUGAUGCCUGCCUGACAGGACGGAGCUCAGGCAGUGGUGCAGGCGGUGGGGAGGAGCUGUGAACAUGGGCGGAGCUUCCCUGGCUCCCACCGCUCGCCUCCUGCUGUGCUGGUUCCUAACAGACUGUACCAGUCCACCUCAGGGGUGGAGACUGCAGUCUCAAGGGACAAAGGGUUUGGAGCUGAGACACAAAAUCCUAACAAUGACACAAGUGUAUGUGUAUCAGAUACCAGCCUUGCGCAUCUGUCAAGCGUCCUGAGCACGCCACUGCAUUUUGGUUCCGAGGGAAGAUGCCCACGCCCUCGGGGCCACCUGCUGAGGUUGGUAAGUGUAAAAUGCCAAGCAUCAGAAACUCGCUCUCAUGUAGCAAAAGACAGAGAGCAUCUUAUGGGAAAUGUCAGUGUUUAGCAAAGCCCAUGCUCCUGGCAACUCUUCUGUACAUUGGAGAUUUUUCAAAAUACAAAGAUGAGGAAAGAAUUGCUAGGACCUGGACUCUUGGAGGGGGUGUCGGGAGAGAGCAAGCAGAACAAGCUUCCUCAGGCUCCCGGGCCCCAGGGGGUCUGUACUUUGCUGACCAUGGAGUCUGGAGCAGCAGGACAGCAUCUGGUGUCCCCAGACAAUAUCCCAGAGGAUGUGACUUUCAACCUCAUCAUCCUGUGGCUCACAGAGGUCCUCAGCCUGGGCGGCCUGCUGGGGAACGGGGUGGUCCUGUGGCUGCUGAGCUCCCAUGUCUACAGGAAUCCCUUCGCCAUCUACCUUCUGGAUGUGGCCUGUGCCGACCUCAUCUUCCUCGGCUGCCACAUGGUGGCCAUCAUCCCUGACCUGCUGCCUGGCCAGCUGGACUUCCCGGGCUUGCUGCAGACCAUCCUGGCCACCCUGAGGUUCUUCUGCUACCUGGUGGGCCUGAGCCUCCUGGCAGCUGUCAGUGUGGAGCAGUGUCUGGCUGUCCUCUUCCCGGCCUGGUACCCGUGCCGCCGCCCGGGCCACCUUGCCACCUGCGUGUGCGCCCUGGCCUGGGCCCUGGGCCUGGUGCUGCAUCUGCUGCUUAGUGGCGCCUGCACCCAGCUCUUCUGGGAGCCCAGACGCCACGUGUGCAGGGCGCUGUGGCUGGCAGCGGCCGCCCUGCUGGCCACCCUGUGCUGCACCAUGUGCGUGGCCAGCCUGCUCCUGCUGCUGCGGGUGGAGCGCGGCCCGCAGUGGCCCCAGCUGCGCGGCUUCUCCGCCCUGGUCCUGCUGGCCGUCCUCCUUUUCCUCUUCUGCGGCCUGCCCUUUGGCAUCUACUGGCUGUGCUGGAACCUGCACUGGCACACCCCGCGCUCCUUCUACCACUUCAGCUUCCUCACGGCGGGGCUGCACACUGCUGCCAAACCUGCCGUCUACUUCUGCCUGGGCAGUGCCCGCGGCCACCGGCUGCACGAGCCCCUCCGUCUGGUCCUGCAGCGAGCACUGGGGGACGAGGCUGAGCUGGGGGCUGGCAGGGAGACCUCCCGCCGGGGCCUUGUGGACAUAACAGCCUGAGCCCUGGGUCCCAGCUCCAGCCCAUGUGAAGGAGGGGCAGGACCAGAAGCAGGGCCAGCAGGAGCCCCGGACACCUUCACUGAUGACCUGGUGGUGGGACAGCCGCUGCUUUAGUAGG